AUGUCUAUCUCGGUGAAAUUGGUAGCGGCAGAAUCUCUUUAUAAGAGAGAUGUAUUUAGAUCGCCGGAUCCCUUUGCAGUAUUGACAGUUGAUGGAUACCAAACAAAAUCAACAACUGCAGCUAAAAAGACAUUGAACCCUUAUUGGAAUGAAACAUUCAAAUUUAACGAUAUUAAUGAAAAUUCUGUUCUAACUAUCCAAGUAUUUGAUCAAAAAAAAUUUAAGAAAAAAGAUCAAGGUUUUUUAGGUGUUGUUAAUAUCAAAAUUAAUGAUAUUUUAGGGGAUAUUAACGACACUCAUAGUGGUAAAGAAGAAACUAUUACUAGGGAUUUGAAAAGAUCAAAUGAUAAUUUAGCUGUUAGUGGGAGAUUGAUUGUUGUAAUGUCAAGAGUUACUGAUACAAUUGCCAACACAACAAAUAAUUCUCGUACGCACAGAUCAUCAAGAGCAAGUUCAACAACAAAUAAUAAUCAUGUUGCUGCCACUACUACAGCUGCUCAAUCGGUUGAGAAUACAUUACAGAGUGGUGCUUCAACAUCAGGUGCAGGUGCAGGUGCAGGUGCAACAACAUCCAAUACUUCAGGCUCUGGUACUACAUCUUCUUCAAACAAUAACAAUAAUAGUAGUGCAUCUAAUAGUAGACAAUAUUCUUCAUUUGAAGAUCAAUAUGGUCGUUUACCUGCAGGUUGGGAAAGAAGAACAGAUAACUUUGGUAGGACUUAUUACGUUGAUCAUAAUACACGUACAACGACGUGGAAACGUCCAACUGUUGGACAAACUGAUGAUGAAAGAAAUGCAAAUACAGAAUUAGAAAGAAGACAACAUAGGGGUAGAACUUUACCAGGUUCAAGCUCGACUAAUGGAUCAGAAAAUAAUGUUAGUGUUCAAGUCAAUAAUAAUAGUGCAACACCUGCUGUAAAUGGUGCUGUGGCGUCAGCUUUUGCUGCAUCAGGUUCAACAACAUCAGGUUUAGGUGAAUUACCUUCAGGUUGGGAACAAAGAUUCACACCUGAAGGUCGUGCUUAUUUUGUUGAUCAUAACACAAGGACAACUACAUGGGUUGAUCCAAGAAGACAACAAUACAUUCGUACUUAUGGUCCAACAAAUACAACUAUUCAACAACAACCUGUAUCACAAUUAGGUCCUUUACCAUCCGGUUGGGAAAUGAGAUUAACAAAUACUGCAAGAGUAUAUUUUGUUGACCAUAAUACAAAGACAACAACUUGGGAUGAUCCAAGAUUACCUUCAUCAUUAGAUCAAAAUGUUCCACAAUAUAAGAGAGAUUUUAGACGUAAAGUAAUUUAUUUUAGAUCGCAACCCGCUUUAAGAAUUUUACCAGGUCAAUGUCAUAUUAAAGUUCGUAGAAAGAAUAUCUUUGAAGAUGCAUAUCAAGAAAUAAUGAGACAAACACCAGAAGAUUUAAAGAAAAGAUUAAUGAUUAAAUUUGAUGGUGAAGAAGGUUUAGAUUAUGGUGGUGUGUCUCGUGAAUUUUUCUUUUUAUUAUCUCAUGAAAUGUUUAAUCCAUUUUAUUGUUUAUUUGAAUAUUCAGCUCAUGAUAAUUACACUAUUCAAAUUAAUCCAAAUUCUGGUAUUAACCCUGAACAUUUGAAUUAUUUCAAAUUCAUUGGUAGAGUUGUUGGUUUAGGUGUAUUCCAUAGAAGAUUCCUAGAUGCUUUCUUUGUUGGUGCAUUAUAUAAAAUGAUGUUAAGAAAGAAAGUUAUGUUACAAGAUAUGGAAGGUGUUGAUGCUGAAGUCUAUAAUUCUUUGAAUUGGAUGCUUGAGAAUAGUAUCGAUGGUGUUCUUGAUCUCACGUUUAGUGCUGAUGAUGAAAGAUUCGGUGAAGUGGUUACAGUAGAUUUAAAACCAAAUGGACGUAAUAUUGAAGUUACAGAUGAAAAUAAGAAAGAAUACGUCGAAUUAUUUAGUCAAUGGAAAAUUGUUGAUAGAGUACAAGAACAAUUGAAGGCAUUCAUGGAUGGUUUCAAUGAAUUAAUUCCAGAAGAUCUUGUUACAGUAUUUGAUGAAAGAGAAUUAGAAUUAUUAAUCGGGGGUAUUGCAGAAAUUGAUAUUGAAGAUUGGAAAAAACAUACAGAUUAUAGAGGUUAUCAAGAAUCUGAUGAUGCAAUUCAAUGGUUUUGGAAAACUGUUAGUGAAUGGGAUAAUGAACAAAGAGCAAGAUUAUUACAAUUUACUACAGGUACAUCAAGAAUUCCAGUUAAUGGGUUUAAAGAUUUACAAGGGUCUGAUGGUCCAAGAAGAUUCACUAUUGAAAAAGCUGGUGAGAUUCAACAAUUACCAAAAUCACAUACUUGUUUCAAUAGAGUUGAUUUACCGCCAUAUACUGAUGCAGAAGCUUUGAAACAAAAACUAACCUUGGCCGUUGAAGAAACUAUUGGUUUUGGUCAAGAAUGA
Molecule: messenger RNA, 2412 nt
Organism: Maudiozyma saulgeensis
Lineage: Eukaryota; Fungi; Ascomycota; Saccharomycetes; Saccharomycetales; Saccharomycetaceae
Source: the annotation of a GenBank genome assembly